This is a messenger RNA of Formica exsecta, 1054 nucleotides long. RefSeq lists its product as uncharacterized. The transcript has a single exon. The annotation marks the transcript as partial. NCBI's taxonomy places the organism in Eukaryota, Metazoa, Arthropoda, Insecta, Hymenoptera, Formicidae. The record is from RefSeq and is a predicted model, not a curated record.
AAAUCCAACAUCAUACGCAUAACCUCAAUAGCUACACCUGAUGGACAGAUUUUUGGAAUACCAGCCGAAGACCAACCUGCAAAUCUACACCAAGAAAUUACAAAUACUCCCAACUAUGCCAAGAUCAGAAAAUCAUUAAAUAAAAGACAUCAAACAAGAAAAAUAUGGAUAACCUUGACAGAUGAUAUAUCAAAAGUAUAUUUGGAUGGAGAACAAAACUUACAGUUUAAUGAUUUUUAUCUAGAAGAAAUUUUGGAAGAAACAAAUAGUGCUGAAUCUAUACCUAGUGGCUCAAAUCAAACGUUGGAAAAACUGUUGGAAAAAUUGCUUGAAGAUAAACAAACAAAAUCUGAAUCUCAAAAUUUAGGGAAAAUUGCAAAGGAUUUCAUGAUUGAGAAAUUCACUGGCAGAAACUCAAAUGCUUACGAGUGGAUUAAAGAUUUUAAUAAAGAAUGUGAACGUUUCCAAAUCAACGAAGACAAAAAGAAAAUUGAAAUUUUAAAAAACUUUUUGGGAUAUUCCAGUGUAGAUUGGUACAACUGCUAAUGAAACUUACAAUGGAAUCGGAAUGGAACAGAUGGGAGAAAAAUUUUUGUGAGACGUUUGCAAACAAAGGAUGGUCACCCAUCAGAUAUGCUCUUGCCUUUAAAUAUCAAGCAGGUUCGUUACUUGAGUAUGCUAAAAAAAAGAAAAAUUGUUACUGGAAGUAAGAAAAUCAAUUGAUAUUGGGACACUUAUAGACCUUAUAGCAUUUGGCUUACCUAAUUAUGUGGCUGAUAAAGUUGACAGAGAAACUUUACAAGGAACGGAAGAUCUCUACAAUGAAAUAGGAAAAUUGGAACAUCUUGCCGGGAAGAAUAAAUACGAUAAAAAAAGUAUUAUAUAUUCUGGCACUAAAUCCAAAAAAAUUGAAGAAAAAAAACCAUGCCAAAUUUGUGUCAACGAAAAAAAAGGAAAACGUUACCAUCUUGAAGACAAUUGCUGGUUUAAAGGGAAAAAUCAAAAAGCAGUUGUCAAAAUUGUAAAUAACUCGGAACUGGAAAUUGAACUGAAC